Molecule: messenger RNA, 1731 nt
Organism: Spathaspora passalidarum NRRL Y-27907
Lineage: Eukaryota; Fungi; Ascomycota; Pichiomycetes; Serinales; Debaryomycetaceae
Product: alpha-ketoacid dehydrogenase kinase family protein
Exons: 1
Coding region: 22-1479 (485 amino acids)
Biological process (GO): protein phosphorylation; regulation of glucose metabolic process
Cellular component (GO): mitochondrion
Molecular function (GO): pyruvate dehydrogenase (acetyl-transferring) kinase activity
Source: RefSeq, a predicted model, not a curated record
AUAGUAUACAUAGAAACCUAAAUGAUAAAUCGAUCAACAAAAUUAAGCACACGCCGAGCAGCAUACAAUGCUGGAUUAAUUCUAGCUUGUAGGUACCUGACCAACACCCCAAUAACCCACCAUUCUUAUAUCCACGGAGAUUUUAUGUCAUCAUACAGCAAAGAAGAAAUCGCCAAACACUUAAAGAAUCUCGGUCCAUUUCCCACAUACUCCAACAUUCUAAACCCGCAACAUUUCUAUCAAAAUCAAGUGUUGUUGGAAUACCUGAAGAAACUCCCCCAUCCCGUGUCGCUUCGACAAUUGGCAGGGUAUGGAAACACAUUAACCAAGCAAAAAAUCAUAAACAGUGCCAAUUUCGUUAGAAUAGAAAUUCCCAUCAGAUUAGCCAUGAGAAUUAGAGAUUUGCAGACGUUGCCAUUUGGGGUGGUUAAUAAUUUCCACUUGGCGCAAAUUUACGAAAGUUACUACCAUUCAUUUAAUGCGUUUCGAAAAAUCUCCAAGAUUGAAACAAUUGAGCAAAAUAACCGAUUCUGCGAAACUGUAUCUAAGUUGUUGGAUGAUCAUGUUUUUAACUUGUCUCAUUUGAUGAUGGGGGCAUUGGAAGUUUCCAUUGCCCAAAGUUUGCCUCAAGAGGAUUUAGACAAGUUUAUGAGUGUAAUGUUACGAUCAAGAAUCAGUAGAAGAGUUAUCGCCGAAGAACAUUUAUCACUUAGUGAAAACUACAAUAAGAACCCAUACGAUAAGAAACCCCCACAUUAUCUCGGUGAAAUUUUCAACCAAUGUAAUGCCGUGGACCAUUUCAAUAUUGUCGCCAAUAUGGUUAAAUCCUCCAUGGCACCAAGUUUCCCAGAAAUUGAACGAUUACCCGAUUUAGAGAUCGAUGGAGAUUUAGACGCAACUUUCCAAUUUAUGGUGCCUCAUUUACAUUAUAUGUUGCAUGAAAUACUCCGAAACUCAUUUGAAGCAACCAUCAAGACUCAUUCGAAGAAGACAUCCAAGAUUUUACCUCCCGUUAAGGUGACCAUUGUUAACCUGGAUAAGCAUGUGUUGUUCAGAAUUUCUGAUCAAGGAGGAGGAAUUGCUCAUGAUAAACUCAAAAAGAUUUGGUCGUUUGGAAAGAGUCCCGACCAGGCCCGGAAAAGUUUGGCUAAUUUCCACACUAUACCGGGAUUACAACUUUACUCCAACUUGAAGGUCACUGCUGCUGGGUCAUCCAUUGUAACUACCGAAGCUACAGAUGCACUACACGCAUCCUCACUUAGUGAACAAACUGGAAGAAAGAAGUCAACCUUAGAACAUUUCAUGGCUAGACCAUAUGAAUUGUUCUUGGGUAUGGGUCUUCCUAUGUGUCACGUAUACGUGGAUUAUUGGAAUGGAGAGUUACUGAUGAACUCACUAGAAGGAUAUGGAUGCGAUACCUCGUUGACUUUGAGUAAAUUGGGAUACCACAGUACCCAGACUCAAUUGGAUAGAGCGUGAGUGUUUCUUUUGUGUGUAUGCGUGUGUGUCACAAGGCGCGCGCAAGUAUGGCGUGUAAGUGCACAACGUACACUAAACUUUAUACAUAGAAAUUGUAAAUAAAUUUCAACCGGCGAAAAUCAAAAUCUCAUGGGAGGAAAUAUAGUGCGAUUUUACUGUGACCAGGUAACGCUGGAAAAUGGGCGAAGGCGAAAACAUAACAUUUCCCCUACACCACAUAUAGCUUUUCUAUUACACUGCAAAUAUAUAUGU